CGCGGGCACGGUUGAGGCGCGGAAGGCGGGACCGAGCGGCGCCUCCCGCCCCCGCCAGUUUUUGAACUUGGUCCGCGCCGCGUCACGAGCCGCCGCCGUUGGCCGUGACGUCAGUUCCGGCGAAACGGCUGGCGACGAGGCAGCCCGGCUGGAGCAAAACAAGAGGCGGAAAAUAACUCGAUGCGAACCGGCGGCGUCUCCCGCGUCCACACCCAGCAGCUGUACGCCCGACCGUGGAACCAAACACGUGUGUCUGAUUUUAUCUGUGUCUUGGAUCUUCUAAAGAGGGAAAGAUGUCGGCACAGGCCCAAAUGAGAGCCAUGCUUGACCAGCUCAUGGGCACAUCUAGGGACGGUUCAGUGUAUCUUUGCCUGCCUACUUCAGUCUGCAAGGGAGUUACAGAAACACCCCACGUUCAUCGAGCCGAGUUCACCUGGCAUGCGGUCUAUGUUUGGACCACUGCAACACAGGAUCUGUAGGUUUUAUGUGAUUUCAAUGUGUUUUUCUCCUGUCCGUUAUCGCUCUCAUAUGUAAUGGCUCCAAUGCAGCUAGAUGAAAGAAGUGCGUGGGCAGGUGUAUAAAGUGGGUUCGAAUCAGGAGAUGCCAGUCGGCAGAGAAUCAGAUUUACAGAUGAUCGAGUUUGCAAGAGCCAUCUCCUGAGCUGCUGCCCACAUGACAUUCUUUCUGGAACGCGAAUGGACCUUGGGGAGUGCACAAAGGUUCAUGACCUUGCACUAAGAGCAGACUAUGAAAUUGCCUCCAAGCUGAAGGACCACUUUUUUGAAAUGGAUGCAAUGGAUCACUUGCAGUCAUUUAUCACAGACUGUGAUAGAAGAACAGAAAUUGCAAAGAAACGGUUGGCAGAAACCCAAGAGGAGAUCAGUGCAGAGGUGGCAGCAAAGGCUGAGCGAGUUCAUGAACUAAAUGAGGAAAUUGGAAAGCUGCUAGCCAAGGCAGAACAGUUGGGAGCUGAAGGAAAUGUUGAAGAAUCUCAAAAGGUCAUGGAAGAAGUUGAGAAGGCAAGAGCAAAAAAGAGGGAAGCUGAAGGGGAUACCAUUGCUUCUCCUUCCUCCAGUGCAUUCUGGGAAGUUUAUCGGAAUUCCAUGCCAGCCUCCAGCUUCCAGCAACAGAAAUUGCGAGUCUGUGAAGUGUGCUCAGCAUACUUGGGUCUUCAUGAUAAUGAUCGGCGCCUUGCAGACCACUUUGGUGGGAAACUUCACCUCGGAUUCAUUGAAAUUAGAGAGAAACUAGAAGAGUUGCAGAAACUUGUCGCUGAGAAACAGGAAAAAAGGACACAGGAGCGUCUGAAAAGAAGGGAGGAGAGGGAAAAGGAGGAACGAAUGAAAAGAAGGACCCGCUCUCGCAGCAGGGAUCGCAAGAGAUCAAGGUCAAGGGAGCGCCGUCGACAUAGAUCCAGGUCUGCAUCCCAUGACCGACGCAAACGUUCCCGCUCCAGAUCUCGAGAUCGACGUCGCCGACGCAGGUCUCGUUCUAGAAGUAGAAGCAGAAGCCGUAGUCACCACCGCAGCAGGCAUAGCUCUAAGGACAGAGAGAGAGAUCGGAGCAGAGAAAAAAGCUCUAAAAGGAAGUCUAGAGAUCGAGACAGAUCCAGAGAUCGAGACAGAGAUAAAUCAAGGGAGAAAGAUCGCAAGGAUAAAAAGCGUUCCUAUGAGAGUGCUAAUGGCAAAUCGGAACACAGCUCUGAGGAGCGUGAAGCUGGAGAAAUCUGAAGGACAAAACGUUUUUGGAAUCAGGGCAGUGGAUGUCUUAUUGUUUAACUUGACUAGGGGAGCUCUUGUUUUGAUUUUGGACUUAGAGAAAAAAAAUUUCCAGCGAUUAGGUGACCGAUAACUUAAAUAUUAGAUAGUUGAAGAUGUUGAAGACAUUUUUGUCAGUUUAACCAGCUGGUUUUGAAGGCAGCAGCUGGAGGUGCCUAGAAUGUACUAUGUGUGCAUGCACUAGUGCUGUUAUGCCACUAACGUUAGGGUUCCUCCUUUCAUUUGCACAAAGGUGCUAUUUUCUUUUGAAUAUGGAGUUAUUUGUUAGGUUGCAUUUUUUUUUAAAUGUGGAAUCUGAAAUCCAUAGUAAAUUUUACUAGAGACAGAAUAAGAGUGGGUCUGGUCCUUUGGGGCAGAAACUUUCUUUUUGUUAAGUAGUUUCAUAUUGAGAUUACUAUCAGCUGCAUUGGCUUGCAGUCUCUGACUCUUCUCCACCCACCCCUCCCCAGCUCCUUCUCCCCUUGCCAGUAAUGGUACAUGCUGUAGAGUUAUCAUAAAACUGUGACAAUUAUCUCUUCCAUAGUCUCAAUAUUUUGACUAGCAUCUGUUUGCUGGUGAUUGAGAAUCUAUGGUAACUUGAAGGAUCUUUUUCACACCAGUAGGAUAAGUUACUUCUCUUGCAUCCAAAGAAAUUCCUUGCUCCUACCACACCAUUUCCCUCAAGGUUAACAUUUUGUUCAUGUUUAAUGUUACUUUGAAAGAACCUUGAUUUUUUUUUCCAUCCUGUUAACAUCCUCAGAUGCCCCUAUGAUUUGAGUAUUUUUUUUCUUAAUUAACUUGAAAGGUGGAACAAUUUACUGCCCAUUUCUUACAAAACUAAUCAAUUAGGGUUUAUCAGGAGAAAUGCAACUGCUACAAAUAAAGCUAAAUCUUUCAUCUCUUUAUUUCCAAUCCCACCUCCACACCGUCCAUUUAAAAAAGCAGCCUUAAUUUGGGAGUGUGUUCCUCUUUAAAUGCUCUAUAAGGUGUGGAAAUGCACUGAGGCUAUUUUGGGAAGGGGCGCGGUGGAGAGAAACUCCAAAUUUCAGAGUUUGUAAUUUGUCCUUGCGUGUACUUUUUAAUGUAAUUAAGAAGUGUUGGUUUUAUUCUUGCAAUUGCAGUAGAAGUUCAGGAAGGAAUGGUCCAAUAUUGGAGUCGAUUAUGUGAUUUCAGUAGCUUUUCAGGAUUCUGCAUGCUAAAUACAUGCUAAAAGUACAAUUCCUCAAAAAGAAAAGACCUUACUGGCUUUGUGUGCAUGUAAUCCUCAUUAACCUUAGCAUGUCUUCAGAAUACUUCUGGAACACAAUGAACAUAACUGUUAUUUUGGAUUGUUACUUGUGAACUUUUUGAGUGAAAUCAUGCCCAUAAAAUAGUUUUUAGUGUUCAUUAUUCACAAAAAAUGAUUAAUUGUGUACUCAACACAAGAUUUUCCAGCUAUUAAAAUAAUAGGAAAUAUUUUGUUGGAUUUAAGGGAACCCUUUGUUUUCCACAUGCUUGUGGCAUAAAUGGCAUACUCCAGGCAGCUCAGGGUGUCUCCAGUGGGCACUGGGGUGUCAGAAUUCUAAAAUAUACCAAUGUAUUCCAUGAUGGCUAUAUUGCUUGUUUUGUUGGUCACUUGUGGUUAUCCCACAAUUGCUGUGUUUUUUUAAAAAAAAGGUGGUCUGGUUUAACUUAAACCAACUUCUGUGCUAUAAGAAUAACCCAGUGUAAUGUUCCUUACUAUCCACAGUGGCAUUGUAUUUCUGCACCAGAUACUUCAGUUGCUAGAUGCCACUGCUGCCCCUGCUCCCCACCAACAUUCAUUUAGUUCUCCAUGGUCAUUUGGUCAGUCAGAUUCCUGAGUUUACAAUUUGUUUUGAGACCCAAAUAACAAGGUUUUAUUUUAUUCCCCCAUAUCUUUUUUUUCCCCAUAUGACUUGUGUAUACUUGUAUUGUUAAUUGAAAACAAUUGAAAUAAAUUUUUUCAAAACCAUUUAAUAAGAUUUACAAACAAUUUAAGUUUUUCUGUAUUGUAUGAAAUUGUGAUGAAUACUUGUUUGCUACUUUGCAAUUAAAACAAACCAAUAUUAUGUCUUCCUCUGCUUGGCGAGUCUCUUGGAACAUUUGGCUGCUUGUGCCUUGUUCCCAUUUCAUGCGAAAGGAACUGCAGUAGUUCCAGCAUUCAGCUUCUCGUUUACAUGAUAUAUGUGAUUCCUCGCAGAGUCAGGAGUGCCUCUGCCACUGCAAUGAUGAUGUUUUGAUGUGAAAGUGAAGAAAUGGUUCACUUUUAUUAUGUUGUGAUCAAAGUAGACUACAUUUAAAUUAAAAUGAUGAGGAAUGACAUCUUGGGAUUUCAACAAUGUUCCCUUUGCAAUAGAUUAGUAUCAUCUUAGUUUAGGUCUGAGCUUAAUAAU
Molecule: messenger RNA, 4150 nt
Organism: Pristis pectinata (smalltooth sawfish)
Lineage: Eukaryota; Metazoa; Chordata; Chondrichthyes; Rhinopristiformes; Pristidae
Product: putative RNA-binding protein Luc7-like 2
Exons: 14
Coding region: 696-1730 (344 amino acids)
Biological process (GO): mRNA splice site recognition
Cellular component (GO): U1 snRNP; U2-type prespliceosome
Molecular function (GO): mRNA binding
Source: RefSeq, a predicted model, not a curated record